CCGUCUGCACUACCGGCCCAGAAGCUUCUUUCUUCUUCCUUGAGCUACUUUCUGUUCCCUCUGCGUCCCGUCUGACUCUUAUUUUGGCGUGUUCGGCGACCACAGCGAGGGAUGGCGGAGCUGGAGGGUUUGGAGUUCGGCAAGUCGGACUUUGUGCUGCUGGAUGAGGUGACGAUGGAGCAGUUUAUGGAGAAUCUGAAGCUGAGGUUCGAGAAGGGUCGUAUCUACACCUACAUCGGAGAGGUGGUGGUCUCCGUCAACCCGUACAGACAGAUGGACAUUUACGGUAAAGACACCAUCGACGCGUACCGCGGCCGGGAGCUCUACGAAAACCCUCCUCACCUGUACGCGGUGUCGGACGCUGCCUACAAGGCCAUGAAGAGGCGAGCCAAAGACACCUGCAUCGUCAUAUCAGGUGAAAGCGGUGCAGGAAAAACAGAAGCCAGUAAAUACAUCAUGCAGUACAUCGCCGCCAUCACGAACCCGAGCCAGCGGGCGGAAGUGGAGAGCGUGAAGAACGUGCUGCUGAAGUCCAACUGCGUGCUGGAGGCCUUCGGGAACGCCAAGACGAACCGCAACGACAACUCGAGCCGCUUCGGCAAGUACAUGGACAUCAACUUCAACUUCAACGGGGAUCCCACCGGAGGACACAUCAACAACUACCUGCUGGAGAAGUCCAGGGUGGUCCAGCAGCAGGACGGCGAGAGGAACUUCCACUCGUUUUACCAGUUGCUUCGUGGAGGCUCUGAUGAGAUGCUGGAGUCGUUUCACCUGCACAACGAUCCUGCUGCUUAUGUUUACACCAGAGAAGGAGCUGCAGCCGCCACGUCCAACAAUGAUCGAACGAGCCACAAGGCAGUGAUGAGCGCUCUGAGUGUCAUCGGCUUCUCGGAGGAGGAGAUUUCCUCCAUCUACCAGAUCCUCGCCUCCAUCCUGCUUCUGGGAAAUGUGCAGUUUGAGAGCGACGGUGAGAGCGUUCAGGUCGUCGGACUGGAGGCUGUGCAGCACAUCUCCCAGCUGACGUCCACGGAUCCGGACGGCGUCUGUAAGAGCCUCCUGUACCGGACGGUGGCGACCGGCGGCGGCGAGGUCAUCGAGAAGGGACACAGCGAGCAGGACGCCUGCUUCGGACGAGACGCCUUUGCCAAGGCUCUCUACGAGCGACUGUUCGGCUGGAUCGUGAGUCGCAUCAACAGCGUCAUCGAGGUGAAGGACUACAACCCGGUGCUUCACGGGAAAAACACCGUGAUCGGCGUGCUGGACAUCUACGGCUUCGAGAUCUUUGACAACAACAGCUUCGAGCAGUUUUGCAUCAACUACUGCAACGAGAAGCUGCAGCAGCUUUUCAUCGAGCUCAUCCUGCAGCAGGAACAAGGGGAGUACCAGAGAGAAGGCAUCACCUGGCAACAUGUGAGACAAACACAAACAGACGCUUCCUCUUUAGACACCCUGACGCUGCUCCUCUGGCUCAGCCCCACCGACAAGACGAUGGACUUUCAGAAGCACUUCCGGAUCCGACACUAUGCAGGAGACGUCACAUACUCUGUCGAGGGCUUUCUGGACAAGAACAAGGACCUGCUUUUCCAAGAUUUCAAGCGCCUCAUGUACAACAGCUCCGACCCGGUCCUGAAGGAGAUGUGGCCAGAUGGUCAGCUGAGCAUCACCGAGGUCACCAAGCGACCUCUGACCGCCGCCACCCUCUUCAAGAACUCCAUUGUGGCUCUGGUUGACAAACUGGCCUGCAAGGAGCCGUAUUACGUUCGCUGCAUCAAACCCAACGAGAUGAAGUCCCCGGUGCUGUUCGACGACGCCCGCUGCCAGCACCAGGUGGCCUACCUGGGCCUGCUGGAGAACGUGAUGGUCCGCAGGGCGGGCUUCGCCUACAGGCAGCAUUACGCUCGCUUCCUGCAGCGGUAUAAGAUGACCUGUGAGUACACCUGGCCGAACCACCUGAUGGGCUCCGACCGGGAGGCCGUCGAGGCCAUCGUCACCCAGCACGGUUUCCAGGACGACGUGGCGUACGGACACACCAAGCUGUUCGUACGAACGCCGCGGUCGCUGUUCAGCCUGGAGCAGGAGAGGGCCGCCCUCAUCCCCAUCCUGGUGCUGUUCCUGCAGAAGGUGUGGCGGGGCGCUCUGGCCCGGCGCCGGUGCCGGCGGAUGAGGGCCAUCUACACCAUCAUGGGCUGCUACAAGCGCUACAAGGUCAAGGCCCACUUCUGGGAGGUGGAGCGCCGCUUCGCCAGCGUCCGGACGAUGGCCGACUACGGGAAGAGCGUGGAGUGGCCGACGCCGCCUGCAGCGCUGUCCCAGUUUCACGACAUCACGGUGACGCUGCAUCGCAGGUGGUGGGCGAGGCAGAUCGUCAAGAACAUCCCCCCGUCUGACAUGCUGGAGGUUCGGGCCAAAGUGGCGGCUCUGUCGGCUCUGAGCGGAGAGAGGAAGGACUGGGGCGUGGGCCGGGCCUGGGAGAGGGACUACCUGGCCAACGUGCGGGACUGUCCUCAGACCAGCUCCGGCUUCAUCCGAGCUUCCAAGGAGCUGAAGAACAAAGACGAGUACAGUCAGGUCCUCUUCUCGGGCUUCUGCAGGAAGGUGAACAGAUUCAACAAGAGCACAGACCGAGGCCUGCUCGUCACAGACAAGUACGUCUACAAGCUGGAGCCCAAGAAGCAGUACAAGGUUCUGAAGAAGCUUCCUCUGGACGCUUUCACAGGCGUGAGCGUGACCUCCGGCGUCGACCAGAUGGUGGCGCUGCACACGUCCUCCCAGGAUGACGUCCUGCUGUGUCUGCAGCGAGGCGAGCUCAGCUCCAACCAGGACCGAGUGGGCGAGCUGGUGGGAGCCCUGGUGGACCACUUCACACGCGUCAGAAAAAGCUCGUUUCCUGUGAAGGUUUGUCGCUCGGCUCUGCAGCUCCACAUGCGAGGAAAGCCCAAGAGCGUCACCGUGGAAACCAAAGCCGGCCAGACCAACACCGACUUCAAGAAGAGUCGGGACGGGUUCGUCCUGCUGGUUCCCGCCAACUAACGUCCAAACAUCCGAACCUCCUCAAUAUCCGAAGACGCGUCCGUCCGGGUCAGGUCUGGGUCAGGUCUGGGUCGGGUCUGGGUCAGGUCUGGGUCAGGUCCGGGACGGAGAUGACACCGUGGACUCAGGACUUUGUUCUCACGUGGACCGUUCUCGUGGUUUUAAAGUGUUGACUCGGAGCAGAACCUGCUUCUUUCUGCUGAGCUGCAGCAGGUUGAAGUUCACCGGACAAAGACGAGAGGCAACGUGGAGACGCUGCUGCAGUAAAAUAGCCGCUUUUUCUGCUGUUUUAUUAAAUAUUUGAAGGUAUUUUUUUGAUAGAACAAAUUGCACAUGGCGAUAGAUAAACGAGUGAACACGUCUAUUUUUGUAUUUUCUCACGCUGUUGCCUGCAGACUGCAGCAGCUACUCCGUGUCAGAAGUGAUGAAAAGGGGAAAGAAAAACAAGACGGUGGAAGAAAAUAAAUUAUUCAAGGUUUACUAAAGCGAGUUCUUCUGUGUUAAUUUGUCCCCGACGCUUCGUUGCUCUGACAUUCAGCAGAACAUCUGUGUUCCGCGCUGAUUACAAGUCGGAUGUGUUGUUGGGGCUUCGAAGGAAAAGCAAAGAGAGUCUGAGAGAAGGAGGUCAGGUUUCAUUCAGUUUUUCUGUUUGUGAGGACGAUUCUCUGCAGGAAACCAUUCAAGUGGAUCAAUCAGACAGAGACGUGGACUCUGGUUCCUCUGUGUGUCUGCAGCAGAUCAGCCGUCUGAUAGAAGCUCUGCUGUUCAUUUAUUCUGCUGUUCAGCUCUUCCCCUUCGGUUGUGUUUGUUCUUGUUCCGUCUGUGAGUUCUCUGCGUCCACCUGAACGCUACGGAGAUAAAUAAAGCCGCUUUAAGACAAAA
This is a messenger RNA of Stegastes partitus (bicolor damselfish), 3912 nucleotides long. It is a transcript of the gene myo1g, whose product is annotated as myosin IG. Gene Ontology annotation, molecular function: microfilament motor activity; actin filament binding; ATP binding. Gene Ontology annotation, cellular component: plasma membrane; actin cytoskeleton; myosin complex. The transcript is spliced from 22 exons. Bases 112 to 3030 code for a protein of 972 amino acids. NCBI's taxonomy places the organism in Eukaryota, Metazoa, Chordata, Actinopteri, Pomacentridae. The record is from RefSeq and is a predicted model, not a curated record. Gene Ontology annotation, biological process: endocytosis; actin filament-based movement; actin filament organization.